Molecule: messenger RNA, 4198 nt
Organism: Harpegnathos saltator (Jerdon's jumping ant)
Lineage: Eukaryota; Metazoa; Arthropoda; Insecta; Hymenoptera; Formicidae
Product: protein argonaute-2
Exons: 17
Coding region: 164-3994 (1276 amino acids)
Molecular function (GO): RNA binding; protein binding
Source: RefSeq, a predicted model, not a curated record
AAAAGAAUCACCACGAAGUAAGACAGUCGAGUGCCGCGAAAUAUAGCGCUAACGAGUGUAACUUUCUGUGACUUCAACAUAUUCGUGUGAAUUUGUGAGGCCCAAAGUAUCGCUUCUAUCUUUCUCUUUCUUUCUCUCAAUUGUUAAUACAUUUGAAGCAAUAAUGUCAUCAGGACAUCCUUAUCGAAAUCGACCUGAGUAUCAGACUUAUGAUCAAAGCGACGAUACAAAUAUUCCACAACCGCAUGGGUCACAACAGUAUACUCCACAACCGCAUGGGUCACAACAGUAUACUCCACAACCGCAUGGGUCACAACAGUAUACGUCGCAACCGUACGAAUUACAGCUUGAGUCUUCGCCGCAGACGUCACAGCAAUAUGAACCACAGCCGCAUGGGUCACAACAAUAUACGUCGCAAUCGUACGGAUUACAGUUUGGGUCUCUGCCGCAGACGUCACAGCAAUAUGAACCACAACCGCAUGGGUCACAAGAGUAUACGUCGCAACCGUAUGAAUUACAAUUUGAGUCUCUGCCGCAGGAGUCACAGCAAUAUGGAGUACAGCCGUAUAGAUCACAGCAAUAUACGCCGCAAUAUGGAUUACAGUCGCAGCAGUAUACGCCGCAGCAAAUAGAGCUAUAUCAUUCAUUGGAGCAGCAGCAUCAUCCACCAAAAUAUGGCUUAUGUCAGUCACUACGAGGCUUUGCAUAUCGCCAACCCGGAUACAACCAACUCGGUGCGAGUUCCUGGGGCUAUCCUCAAGCACAGCCAUUUGGAGCACAGUAUGAACCGCAGCCACGUGGAUUACAGUCUUAUAGGUCGCAACAAUAUAAACCACACAAAUCACCACCACAGUACAAGCAACAUCAGCAUGGACAAUGUCUAUAUGGACAUAAUGAACAACAGCAAUAUUAUGACCAACAAGUAGCGGGUCCUUCAUCGUCGCAAGUGCAUGCAACAAUGUCUCAACAACAGUUACAAUGGCGUACAAAUUCAUAUCAGCCUAAGCAGCAAAAACAGAGAUAUCAAGUAGAACCAAUGCAAAAAUCUCGAAGCCCACGUGAGCAAGGAAUUCAAGAUGGACUUCAAACAAAAAAUUUAGCCAGUAUUAAGGGAAUAUGGGACAAUAUAAGUGAAUACGAUGUUCCGCAACAACAGCAAUCACCGGAGCGACAGGAAGCCUCAAGUAGUAGCAUCCAUCAAGAGAAACAGCCUGUACCGAUAGAACUCAAUAAUGAAAAUGUAAUUGUGAAAGAUAAUACGCAGCAAGAAAUUCCUUCGGUUAAAUCGCUUUCAAUUUCUAAUGUACCUAAAGACAUGCCACAACCUGGUGCAAGCGAUACAUCAAAGCAAAUGGAGACUAAACAUUUCCAUAUGAGGCGAGAUCCUAACAAAGGUGGAACUGCAGGAAGAAAGAUUCAAGUUAUAACAAAUAUGUUUGAUAUCAUAUUUGAUCCAAAUUUUCUUACCAAAGUUAUUCAUUAUGAUGUAAAAAUUGAAUCUCUAUCCUCGGCUAAGACAAAAGCAAAGUCAAGCGAAAAAAAAAGCAAGAAAGAAAGUGAGAAAGAAAGUGAGAAAGAAAGCGAGAAAGAAAAGCGUGAAGUCAAGUCGAAAGCUUUACGUAGGGAAAUUUUUGAAAAAUAUAGAGAACGCAAUUUUUCUAGAAGAAACCCAGCAUACGAUGGAAUGGCAAAUGCGUACGCCACACGUAAACUUUUUACUGAAGAAAUACAUUCCGAUACAAUUAAAAUCAUUGAUCCAGAACGAGGGGAGAAAGAGUUUACAAUUUACUUAAAUCAAGUAGCUAUAAUCGAUAUGGGCUGGAUGACGAAUAUGAGACCUGGUAUUAGUGAAGAAUUACUGAAACAAAACUCUAUACAAGUUUUGGACAUUAUCUUACGUCAUGAGGCGUCGUCGAGAUUUCUAACCAUUGGGAGAUCGCUUUUCCCAAAAACAGAAAACGGAAAUGGUGCAGCAAGAAAAAAGAAAGAAGGAGGAUCAGGAGGAAAAGUUUUAGAAGUGCGUACGGGUACAUUCUUAUCUGCUCAAAUUUGCUGGAAACCUCUUCUAAAUGUAGAUGUCAGUCAUAAAGCGUUUGUUAUGCCUCAGAAUAUUAUUGAUCUAUUCAUGGAAUUCUACAAAUCGCAAACGGGAACUCAUACGAAUUUAUACGAAUCGAAAAAAAGGCAGUUUCUUCCACAGCAGCCUUCUUCAAAAGAUUUAGCAAACUUUGUUUGGGAUAAUAAGGAGCAAAUUAACAAACAUCUGGCUGGUUUAAAAGUGAUUUAUAAGCUACCUAACGCACCGAGCUCCAAACGGACGUAUCUCGUGCUUCAAUUGAGCGACAAUGCACACAAAAAAAUUGAAUUAAAGAAUAAAAAUGAAAAGUGCACAAUAGUAGAAUAUUUCAAACGUUACAAGAACUGUUUACUGCAACAUCCUUGGUUGCCUUGCCUUCAAGUGGGCAAGAGAGAAUUGGAGAUUUAUUUGCCUGCAGAGUAUUGCCAAAUUGCGGUUAAUCAACCGUUUAAGAAAAAAUUGGACGAUUCUCAAAGAAGUGAUAUGAUCAAAGAAACAGUGAUGUCUCCUGAUAAGCAUAGAAACAAAAUUCAUGAAGUGUUGAAUGAGAUUAAUAUAAAUAAAAGUCCUGUUUUGAGAAAUGAGUUUAAUGUCAAAGUCAGUACCGAAAUGAAAAAAGUCGAUGCUAGAAUUUUGUCGACUCCAUCACUCCAAUAUAAAGUACAGCUGUCAAAUGUGGGAGAAGGAAAAUGGAUAUGCCGUGAUUUAAGAGAAGCCAGGAACUUGGAGAAUAAUUCAUGGACUAUCAUCACUAUCGUUAACCAGAAAAUUCAAGAACACUACGUACAAAAUUUUAUCCAGAACUUACGCGAUAACGGACGAGAGAUUGGCAUGAAUAUCGGACAGGAACGAUGGAACGGGCACAAUAGGUGCGUAAAUAUGUAUAAACUUGAGGAGUACUUCAGGAACAACAAGAAUAUGAGAUUGAUAAUAGCUAUCAUACCAAAUAAAGGAGAUGAAGUAUACGCCGAAGUGAAAAGGUGUAGCGAAUUAGUAAGUAGUGUAUUGACGCAAUGUGUAAAGUUGAACAACAUAACUAGGCUUAAGCCAUCAACGGUACGCAAUAUUCUUAUAAAAGUAAACGCAAAAUUAAACGGUCUUAACUACGUCUUUAAUAGAAUACCAUACUGUAUGAAGAACACAAGCUGCAUGAUCGUUGGUGCAGAUGUGAGCCAUCCAGCUCCCGAGGCCAGUGCAGAUACUUGCUCUAUAGCUGCGGUUGUUGCAAGUUACGACGACUCAGCUUUUAGAUACAACGUUGCAAUUAGAACACAAGAUGCAAGGCAAGAAAGGAUUCAGGAUCUUACGGAAAUAAUGUCGCAGCAUAUUAACUAUUACAUUCGAAAGACUAAAACACUGCCCAAGAGAAUUAUCUUUUAUCGAGAUGGAGUCAGCGAAGGACAAAUAUCAACGGAUUUGGAAAAGGAAAUCGGAGAGAUUAAAACGGCGUUCUUUCAAAAUAAGCUCAAAUACCCUAAUUUCCAACCCGAGCUUACCUUCUUGAUCGUUCAGAAGAGGCAUCAUGUACGCUUAUUCCUCCCAAAGAUGGACGUAAAGAAUGUAGAACCUGGCACAAUAGUCGACACGGAAAUUACUCAUCCGAAUCAUAUUGACUUUUAUCUGGUGUCACAUAAAAGCAUCAGGGGUACAGCGAGGCCCACAAAAUACAGAUGCGUCUGUAACGAAAGCAGUUUCACAGAAGACCAGAUUGAAGAGCUGACGUUUUAUCUUUGUCACAUGUACGCACGUUGUACGCAGUCGGUGAGCUAUCCAGCACCGACUUAUUACGCCCACAAAGCCGCUGCCCGUGGCAAAUUGUUGGCGCCGAGAGUUCAAUACGCUCCUGGCGACAAUAGGGAAAAGGGGAAGAGGUUGGAAGCGAAUUUCUGUUUAGAAUUACCAAUGUAUUUUAUUUGAAGAUAAUCUGGGACACUUCUUGAUUUUUACAUCGUCGACGAAUAUUCAUAACGGAUUGAAACGCACCAUCUUUUUUGCACAUAUUACAGGCAUCUUUUUUAAGCUGUGCAUACUUACAUUUAUUUAUUUAUUUGUAUAUUUAUGUACAUAUCGUUUUCAUACAGUAUGUAGUACUAAAACGACAAAGAUUACUUUGCUCAUCUA